UAUCCACGUCAAGUCUGCCCCCAUCCAGAUCGACAGCCCCUCCUAUCCGCCGCACUCUCCCGACCAACACCCAGAAUGGAUUCUACCACCUCAAAGCCCCAGAUCGACGAAGGACUGUACUCGAGACAGCUUUAUGUCCUGGGCCACGAUGCCAUGCAAAAGAUGAGCACCUCCAACGUCCUCAUUGUUGGACUAAAGGGCCUUGGUGUCGAAAUUGCCAAGAACGUCAUUCUUGCCGGUGUCAAGUCCGUAACCCUGUACGAUCCGGCCCCGGUCCGAAUCGGCGAUCUGUCUUCGCAGUUCUUCCUUCGUGCUGAGGAUGUCGGCAAGAACCGUGCUGCCGUCUCGGCUCCUCGUCUCGGCGAGCUCAACAACUACGUGCCCGUGUCCGUCCUGGAAGGAGACCUGACGAGCGAAGCUCUGGAGCGAUUCCAGUGUGUCGUCGUGACCGACACUCCUCUGAACAAGCAGCUGGAGAUCAACGACUUUACCCACAGCCGCAACAUUCGAUUUAUCUCGGCCGACACUCGUGGCCUCUUUGGCUACACCUUCAACGACUUUGGCACCAACUUCAACGUCGUCGAUCAGACCGGCGAGGAGCCCAUCACCGGCAUGAUUGCCGGCAUCUCCAGUGACAAGGAAGGCAUCGUUGCUUGUCUCGAAGACCAUCGCCAUGGUCUCGAGGAUGGCGAUGUCGUGACGUUUACCGAGGUUCAGGGCAUGAACAUCAACGGUGUCCAGCGAAAGAUCACCACCAAGGGCCCCUAUACCUUUGCCAUCGGCGAUACCGCUGACCUGGGUACCUAUGUCAACGGCGGUAUCUACACUCAGGUCAAGCAGCCCAAGAUCCUCAAGUUUAAAUCUCUCCGCGAAAGUCUGGAGAGCCCCGACUAUGUGAUCUCGGACUUUGCCAAGUUCGAUCGCCCCGCCCAGCUGGAUAUCUGUUUCCAGACCCUGGAUGCCUUCUGGAACAACCGAAAGAGCUUCCCCCGCCCCAUGAAUGCGCAGGAUGCCGACGAGUUCUUUGCCCUCGCCAAUGAGAUCAACAAGCGCGCCAAGGAGCCUGCCGAGCUCGACGAAAAGCUCAUCAAGGAGUUUGCCUUCCAGGCCACCGGCGACAUUCCUCCCAUGAACGCCGUUCUUGGCGGCCUGGUUGCCCAGGAAGUUCUCAAGGCUUGCAGUGGCAAGUUCCACCCGAUUCACCAGACCUUCUUCUUUGACUCCCUCGAGAGCUUGCCCAAGGACGUCGUCCGCACCGAGGAGAGCUGCAAGCCUCUUGGCAGCCGCUACGAUGGCCAGAUUGCUGUCUUUGGCCGCGAGUUCCAUGAACGCAUCACCAAUGUCCGCCAGUUCCUGGUCGGCGCUGGUGCCAUCGGCUGCGAGAUGCUCAAGAACUGGGCCAUGCUCGGCAUUGGAAGCGGACCCGAGGGUUGCAUCUACGUCACCGACAUGGACACCAUCGAGAAGAGCAACCUGAACCGCCAGUUCCUGUUCCGCCCCCGAGAUGUGUCCAAGCUCAAGUCGGAGACCGCCGCCGAGGCCGUCGUGCGCAUGAACCCGGAUCUCCAGGGCAAGAUCCGCUCGUUCUCUGACCGUGUCGGCCCGGACACCGAGCACAUCUUCAACGAUGACUUUUGGGAGUCGCUUACCGGCGUCACCAACGCCUUGGACAAUGUCGAUGCCCGUCGAUACGUUGACCGACGAUGCGUCUACUACCGCAAGCCGCUUCUCGAGUCCGGCACCCUUGGCACCAAGGGCAACACUCAGGUCGUUCUGCCCCACGUCACCGAGUCGUACUCGUCCUCCCAGGACCCUCCGGAAAAGUCCAUCCCCAUCUGCACGCUCAAGAACUUCCCCAACGCCAUCGAGCAUACAAUCCAGUGGGCCCGCGACCAGUUUGAAGGCCUCUUCCGCAGCCCCGCCGAGAGCGUCAACUUGUAUCUCAGCACGCCUGACUUUAUUGAGCAAACCAUGAAGCAGAGUGGAAGCCAGAAAGAAACCUUUGAGAACAUCCUGAGCUUCCUGGUGACGGCCAAGCCUCUGACCUUUGAUGAGUGCAUUGCUUGGGCUCGCCUCAAGUUCGAGGAGUACUUCCACAACAACAUUCUCCAGCUUCUCUACAACUUCCCCAAGGACGCCAUCACCUCCUCUGGCACGCCCUUCUGGUCCGGCCCCAAGCGCGCCCCCGAUGCCAUUGUCUUUGAUGCCAACAACUCCCUGCACAUGGACUUUAUCAUCACUGCCGCCAACCUUCAUGCCUUCAACUACGGAAUGAAAGGCAGCACCGAUGUGGCCUACUUCAAGCGUGUCCUCGAAAACAUCAUUGUGCCCGAGUUUUCGCCCAAGCAGGGAGUCAAGAUCCAGGUCCAGGAAAAUGAGAAUGUCUCCCAGCAGACCGAUACCGGCGACUUGGAGGCCGUUGUGAAGGCCCUUCCUCCCCCUUCAAGCCUUGCCGGCCUUCGCCUCACCCCGGCCGAGUUCGAGAAGGACGACGACACAAACUUCCACAUCGACUUCAUCACGGCCACCUCCAACCUGCGUGCCUCCAACUAUGGAAUCGCCGUCGCCGACCGCCACAAGACCAAGUUCAUUGCCGGCAAGAUCAUUCCUGCCAUUGCAACCACUACGGCCCUCGUGACGGGUCUCGUUUGCUUGGAGCUGUACAAGAUCAUUGCCGGUAACACCAAGAUCGAGGACUACAAGAACGGCUUUGUCAACCUGGCCCUGCCCUUCUUUGGCUUCUCUGAGCCCAUUGCCGCCCCCAAAUUCAAGUACUACGACAACUUCUUUACGCUGUGGGACCGCUUCGAUAUCGUCGGAGACAUCACCCUCAACCAGCUGAUCGAGCUGUUCCAGAAAGAGCACAAGCUGGAGAUCACCAUGCUCUCGAGCGGCGUCAGCAUGCUCUUCACUUCCUUCAUGCCCAAGAAGAAGCUCGAGGAGCGAAAGGACUUGCCCAUCUCCAAGCUUAUCGAGUUGGUUUCUCGCAAGCCCAUUCCCUCGCAUGUGCGCGCCGUUGUCCUCGAAGUCUGUGUCAACGACACUGAGGGAGAAGAUGUCGAGGUUCCCUACCUCCGUGUUGUCAUCAAGCCCUGAGCUUGUCGGUUGUCUCAGGCCGGGCAACAUAGUCGCCUUAGUGGAUGCAUCCCCACGCAACCCUACAAUACGACUCGCUCGUUCGCCAGAAACAAACCACGCGGGCAGCGAGAGCAUUUCAAAUAUCCUGUUUGAAGCGUUUACUUGAGUGAAUACAGCUCUGUGCAACAAUUUGCACCCAAACGAC
Molecule: messenger RNA, 3283 nt
Organism: Polychytrium aggregatum
Lineage: Eukaryota; Fungi; Chytridiomycota; Chytridiomycetes; Polychytriales
Exons: 20
Coding region: 76-3096 (1006 amino acids)
Biological process (GO): protein sumoylation
Cellular component (GO): cytoplasm; SUMO activating enzyme complex
Molecular function (GO): SUMO activating enzyme activity
Source: RefSeq, a predicted model, not a curated record